AUGCAGAGACAGACGUGUGUAUUUCUAGUGAGUGUGCUAGCCAUAUCAGCUAAUGAAGAAUGGCUGCAAGUGAAUACGCCUCAAGGACCAGUGCGCGGACUCAAACAGAUCGACGAAGAUGUGUACGCGUUUUACAAUAUACCCUAUGCUACAGCACCUGUUGGUGUUGACAAAUUCAAGGCACCUCUUCCACCACCAACCUGGAAGAAACCGUUUGAAGCCCUUGACAGGAACAUUGUCUGUCCACAAAACAAAAUAGUUAUUGAAAUGCUGUUAGAAAAGUUGAAGAUGCAGGAAAAUUGUUUAGUUGCCAAUGUUUUUGUGCCAGACACUCUCGAAAAAAACCUUUCAGUCCUCGUAUAUGUUCACGGAGGCGCGUUUUUGAUUGGUUAUGGAAACAUGAAUAAAGGGACACAGCUAAUGAAGUCAAAAGAUAUAAUUAUGGUCACGUUCAACUACCGCCUCAGUGUACAUGGAUUUCUUUGUCUAGGCACUGAAGGCGCUCCAGGAAAUGCUGGCAUCAAAGAUCAGGUAGCUCUGCUGCGCUGGGUGCAAGAAAAUAUCGCCAGUUACGGAGGAAAUCCUAAUGAUGUCACACUGGCCGGUAGUAGCGCAGGGUCUGCUGCAGUCGACCUUAUAAUGCUCUCUAAAUUAGCCAGAGGACUGUUCCACCGAGUUAUACCUGAAAGUGGUGGAAGCCUUGCCGCAUUCGCGGUACAAAGGAAUCCUUUAGAAACUGCUAAGAAUCACGCUAAAAGACUAAAUUUCAGGAAAACCGAAGACACUUAUGCCCUAGAUCUGUUCUAUAGAACAGCUUCGUUGGAUUUAUUGACAUCACUUACGUUGUUCGAUGAGACUGAUUCUACUUUUGUUUUCUCACCUUGUGUGGAGCGUAUCACAGGGACUGAAGCAUUCUUGAUAGAUUCUCCUCUACGAAUACUUAAGAAGGGCAACUACGUGAAGGUACCCAUAUUGUAUGGUUUCUCUAGUAUGGAAGGUCUAUUGCGAAUAGACAUGUUUGAUAUUUGGAAGGAUAAGAUGAAUAAAAAGUUUUCUGAUUUUCUGCCAGCUGACUUAGGGUUUAAAUCUGAUACAGAAAAGGAACAAGUGGCUCAAACUGUGAAGAAGUUCUACUUUGGCAAGGAACCGGUACAUAGAGAGACAAUUUUUGGAUAUAUCGACUUUUUCUCCGAUGUUCUAUUUACUUAUCCUAUGCUUCGCGCUGUUAAGUUGCAUGCGGAGGCUGGACAUCAUGAAGUAUAUUUGUAUGAGUACACAUUUUCGGACAAUGGAAGUACUACAGACAGCCAUAGUAUAAAACGAAGUGCCGAACAUGGUGCUCAGUCGAUGGCGUGGUUAGAUAAUAUGAAUGGCAAAAGUGAGAGCUUGUCGACUCCUGAGUAUCGGAAUAUGAGGGCUAUUGUUCGUGAAAUUUGGCACAGUUUUAUUGUAUCUGGUAAGCCCGUGCCUGAAGAUUCAGUUUUGCCUGAAUGGCCCGCUGCUGGUGCAGGGAGGGCGCCCUACUUGUCCCUAGACCUUAACGUCCAGCUGCACAACAUGUACGUGGAAGCAAGUACCAAGUUUUGGGACGGCAUCUACCAGAAGUACUAUAGGGAUGCCUCACCACCACCAGCGCCAAACAAUGUCAUUCCUAAACCUUACUCAUACAACAAUUCUUUGGAAUUUUUUUCUUAUUAA
Messenger RNA from Spodoptera litura, 1698 nucleotides. RefSeq names its product carboxylic ester hydrolase-like. The record is from RefSeq and is a predicted model, not a curated record. Lineage: Eukaryota; Metazoa; Arthropoda; Insecta; Lepidoptera; Noctuidae.